AUGUCCGUUCGUUUAUUUUCCCCUCUUAGAGCACCAGCUUCAAGAAGGCUUUUUACCACAUGUUCUGUUUGGUCUCAAUUGAAUAGCUCCAAUGUGAAACACCCAAACACCCACCAAGCUCAACUUGAACUUGCAAGGUCUAAAUUCACCCCGCAAGAACUUGAACUCGCACGGCUUACCAGAGAAGCAAAAUUGGGUUGGCUUAAAAAUCUUCCCGAAAAGUGGAUACCGUACCUUGAACUAAUGAGGUUGGAAAAGCCUGUUGGUACCUGGUUGUUGUUGAUACCUUCUUAUUGGGGAAUAACUAUGGCUGCAUAUUCCAUAGCGGCUCCAAUUACUACGACACUUAGUGCAAUUGGAUUGUUCUCAGCAGGUGCACUUAUUAUGAGAGGUGCAGGAUGUACUAUCAAUGAUAUUUGGGACAGGAAUUUAGAUAACCAAGUAGCAAGGACCAUGGAGAGGCCAAUCACCAGUGGAAGAGUGACAGUCCUACAAGCUGUUGCAUGGCUUGGUGUGCAAUGUUUUGCAGGCUUGGGUAUUCUAUUGAGCUUACCCUGGGAGUGUUUCUACUUGGGAGCAUUUUCCUUACCGUUUGUUUUUGCUUACCCCUUGUUUAAGAGAUUUACCUACUAUCCACAAGUUAUAUUGUCGAUUUGUUUUAGUUGGGGCUGUCUUUUGGGCUUUCCAGCGGUAGGAGCUCCUUUGAAUUUGUGGGUGGGGGUGCCUCUAUUCAUCUCUAAUUGGUUAUGGUGUUUGACGUACGAUACAAUUUACGCCCAUCAAGAUAAAAAAUAUGACAUUAAAGCUGGCAUCAAGUCGACAGCAUUGGCAUGGGGUGACAAAACUAAACCAAUCCUCAAAGGCUUGACGGUUGCACAGGCAGGGUUUUACACCAUGGCAGGAGUCAUGAACUCAAUGGGUCCUGCUGUUGGAGUGCAUUCACGUCCAACAUCCAAACUGGAUUCAUCUUUUGGUACGGAAUCCUAUUUGACUAUGUUUUACUUCUAUUAG
This is a messenger RNA of Lodderomyces margitis, 1011 nucleotides long. RefSeq names its product 4-hydroxybenzoate octaprenyltransferase. The transcript has 2 exons. Gene Ontology annotation, biological process: ubiquinone biosynthetic process. Gene Ontology annotation, cellular component: mitochondrial inner membrane. Lineage: Eukaryota; Fungi; Ascomycota; Pichiomycetes; Serinales; Debaryomycetaceae. Bases 1 to 1011 code for a protein of 336 amino acids. Gene Ontology annotation, molecular function: 4-hydroxybenzoate polyprenyltransferase activity. The record is from RefSeq and is a predicted model, not a curated record.